This is a messenger RNA of Microdochium trichocladiopsis, 737 nucleotides long. Its product is annotated as DASH complex subunit Dad1-domain-containing protein. Lineage: Eukaryota; Fungi; Ascomycota; Sordariomycetes; Xylariales; Microdochiaceae. The coding region runs from base 185 to 616 and encodes 143 amino acids. Gene Ontology annotation, cellular component: spindle microtubule; mitotic spindle; DASH complex. The transcript is spliced from 3 exons. The record is from RefSeq and is a predicted model, not a curated record.
CGACCCACCACCACCCAUCACUCUAACCACCUGACCUACGCCAAAAUCGGCACUGCUCACGCCGGACGAAAACGAUAUCCUAGAGACCGCGAUUCCGAAGCAAUCCAUUCACCUGAGCCAGAGGCGCAGCACUUCCACGGACGGACAGACAGACAAAGCUCACGCUCUUUAUCUAAAGGCAACAAUGGCGCAUUACAACCGCCCAACAUCCUCCAUGUCCGCGUCCGGUGGUGGGACGGGAUCCCACAACAUAUUCGCCGCCAGCGGAGGAGGGACAACGAGGGAAAAGACAUACUUUGAGCAGCAGCGGGAGGCUUUGAUUGGGGACAUUGCUAUGAGCUUCGAGCACGUCCUCGCCAACAUCAACAAGCUGAACCGAUCUCUCGAGGCUGUCAUUGCCGUUGGCAACGAAUUCUCCUCGGUCGAAGCCCUCUGGUCGCAGUUUGAAAACGUCAUGGCCAAAGAGCCCGAGGAUGCUGCGGGGAGCUCGCCGCAGAACCCACAACAGAUCAAAGCCGAGGACGCGGAACAACACGACGAUGACGACGAUGAACAUGCACAUGAGGCCGACGGCCGCCGGGGUCGCGGACGCAGCGGGAGUCGGCAUGGAGAGUGAAAUACUUUCAAGUAAACACAUGAGACUGGCUGACCGACCUACGAAAACGAAGUCGCUAUAACUACAGGCUGAGGCGGAUCAUGGACACUAGCUGUUGCAACCAGGAGUUCAGAUCGAAAUU